Messenger RNA from Notechis scutatus (mainland tiger snake), 787 nucleotides. RefSeq lists its product as uncharacterized. Gene Ontology annotation, molecular function: oxidoreductase activity. Lineage: Eukaryota; Metazoa; Chordata; Lepidosauria; Squamata; Elapidae. The record is from RefSeq and is a predicted model, not a curated record. Gene Ontology annotation, cellular component: cytoplasm.
AUGUUUCAAAUAGGUCAGAAUAUCCUGGUGACAGGCACCAACCAGGGAAUUGGAUUUGGACUGGUGAAAGAGCUGGUGAAAACGAAUCCUUUUCCAGGCCAUAUUUUUGCAACUUGUAUGAACCCUCGUGGACCUGAAUCAAAGGCUUUGCAGAAUUUUGCUAGUCAGCAUGACAACAUUCACGUGGUUCAGUUAGAUGUGACAGACCUUUCCAGUAUAAAGCAGGCUGCAUCAGAAGUGGAAUCCCAUCUGAAAGGACAAGGGCUCAAUCUGCUAAUCAACAACGCUGGCAGAAAUUCCCAAGCCUUUUUUCUGGAAAACGUUGAUCAGGAAGAUAUGUUGUUGUCAUACAAGAUCAAUACAGUGGGACCUCUCCUUGUUGUCAAGGAAUUCCUGCCUCUCCUGAAGAAGGUUGCCAAGGAGACCACAAAAGAAAACAUGGGAGGCCACACGGCAGUUGUGGUCAACAUAUCUUCUCUCAUUAGCUCCAUUGGGCAGGGUUUUAAAACUGAAAUAGAAUUUCCUCCAUUGUACCAAUAUCGUGCCAGCAAGACAGCACUGAACAUGGUCAAUGCCUGCCUUGCGGUGGAACUGAAAAAAGAUGGAAUUACAUGUGUUCUGCUCCAUCCUGGAUGGGUGAAGACUGAAAUGGGAACAGACGUGGCCCCUGUGACAGUGGAGACCAGUACUAAAGGUUUGGUGAAGGUCAUCGCUGGCUUAGAUUCAUCAUCAUCUGGCACUUUUCUGGAUUACGAGGGGAGAAACAUAAUCUGGUGAACAGAAUAAG